Epinephelus moara (kelp grouper) is the source of this 1613-nucleotide messenger RNA. It is a transcript of the gene e2f6, whose product is annotated as E2F transcription factor 6. The record is from RefSeq and is a predicted model, not a curated record. Gene Ontology annotation, molecular function: RNA polymerase II cis-regulatory region sequence-specific DNA binding; protein dimerization activity; DNA-binding transcription factor activity, RNA polymerase II-specific. Gene Ontology annotation, cellular component: RNA polymerase II transcription regulator complex. Lineage: Eukaryota; Metazoa; Chordata; Actinopteri; Perciformes; Serranidae. The transcript is spliced from 9 exons. The coding region runs from base 157 to 1338 and encodes 393 amino acids. Gene Ontology annotation, biological process: regulation of transcription by RNA polymerase II.
CCCUUUCCGGUCUGAAAAGAAGCAGCUAAACACGACAUAAACAAACCGAGACAACGUUAGUCGUGUAGAAGCAGUUGUUAACGGCUAUUAUUAACGGGAUUCGGAUGUAGCGUUAGCCCGGGUUGACUCGGUUCCGGUGGAGGAGUGACGGUUACCAUGGGGAAGUGUGUUGUCUCCGGGUGUCCGAACCGCGAGGCGAACGUUAACCGGGGGAUCUACAACCGGGCACCGAAGAGGUUCUUCAACUUCCCCAAAGACCCCGCACGAGUCAAGGUAUGGCUGGCGGCCUUGAGGGAGACAGACAAGCAGGACUCGACAGAGCAGCAUUUAAUCUGUGAAGACCACUUCCUGCCAGAGGACAUCUCCACCAACGGCGUCAACAGUGACGCCAUUCCCAUCAUGCCUCCAUGCCUGGAUGGGCCCUUGAUAAGCCCCUGGGGAGCUGAGUCAUCAGAGGAAGAAGAUCAGUGGGCCACCGGUGGCGGCUGUGAUGAUGACGAUGACGACAACGCUGAUGAAGGUGUAGAUGAUGGUCCUGCUAAUGUGGAGCCUCCAGCGCCAGAACUUCCUGUAGUGGAUAUACCACAGCAGGAGGAUCCAGAUGCCAUGAACACUUCAGAGGCCAUGACUCAGGGCGUCAGCCUUUAUCAGAAGAAAGAGAGCAUCCAGACCAAAAGAGUCAACAGAACAGAUGUGUCCUUGGGAGCGCUGACACAGCAUUUCCUGGAGCUGAUACUGAACGCUCCGGACAACUUGGUGGAUCUCCGGCAGGUGACCACGAGCCUGCAGACCCGCAGGCGGCGAGUCUACGACAUCACCAACGUCCUGGAAGGCAUCAGCCUCGUUGAGAAGCAGUCUGCCAAUAAAAUCAAGUGGAUAGGAAGCUGUCAGAUCUCCAACUUCCUGUGGAAGAACCGGCAAAGGUUCGAGAGAGAGCUGGAGAACCUGAAGCUGGUGGAGGAAACGCUCGACACCCUCAUCAAAGGCUGUGCCCAGCAGCUCUUCGACAUGACCGACGACGUGGACAAUGCAGCGUUGGCCUACGUGACCUGCGAGGAUAUCAGCAGGGUCAGAGCCUUCGAGGAGCAGACGGUGAUCGUCGUCAAAGCUCCGGAAGAAACCAAGCUGGAGGUUCCUGCACCCAAAGAGGACAGCAUCCAGGUCCAUCUGAAGGGGGGUAAGGGUCCCAUCAUGGUGGUGACCUGUGAGGUCGGGGCAGGAGGUGCAUCUGCAGAGAAUGGCAAUGGCUGCUUGUUAACGCUGGAGGAAAGCCGGAUAAAGACUGCUACGCUACACACAGAGUCAUCAAGUCCACAGAGUGCUGUGCAGAGCGCGUAGCCACCAGCUGACCACCAGGAGGCGCCAGCUGUCAGACACCAGCCAGGAAAAACCACAGAAGCCUGAGUAGAUGGGCUCCAGGUAGUGAAAUACAGCUAAGCCUCGACAGUUACAGAGAUUUCAGCUGACUGAGCUCACAUGUGGUACAAUAUUGAAAUAAUACCCAGCUGAUACAUGUUUAAAUCAGCUGAAACAUUCACAUAUAUCAUCAGGUUCAAACUGAUCAGAAGCAAAAUAAAGACGUUUCAUCAUAGAGAUCAACAUGGACGACACUA